AUGGUAGCGAAACAACCAAAAUCUGGGAUCGUUGUUGGCUUAAAUAGAGGUCAUAAAGUAACUCCUCGUGAACCUCGUCCUAAACCAUCUCGGAGAAAGGGGGUUAUUUCUCACAAAGUAAAAACUGUUCGUGAUACAAUUCGGGAAGUUGUUGGUUACGCUCCUUAUGAGAAACGCGUGAUGGAAUUGUUGAAAAACUCUAAAGAUAAACGGGCCAGAAAAUUGGCCAAAAAGAGACUUGGCACCUACGUUCGUGCCAAAAAGAAGGUUGAAGAACUUAGCAAUAUCAUUGCAGAAUCUCGUCGCGCUCAUUAA
Molecule: messenger RNA, 315 nt
Organism: Diversispora eburnea
Lineage: Eukaryota; Fungi; Glomeromycota; Glomeromycetes; Diversisporales; Diversisporaceae
Source: the annotation of a GenBank genome assembly